Molecule: messenger RNA, 4904 nt
Organism: Linum trigynum
Lineage: Eukaryota; Viridiplantae; Streptophyta; Magnoliopsida; Malpighiales; Linaceae
Source: the annotation of a GenBank genome assembly
CUCUCAUGCAUGGAGCUAUAAGGGCAAAGUGCCCCCCAACGACCAAUGGUGACGCUUCAUAACCACCACGUGUCACUACCGGAGCCAGCAAGGCAUGUUACGUGGCAAGAAUUCUUGUUAUUAAAGAAAGAAUUCAGUUCAGAGGCGCAUAUGCUUUGACUGGUGAAGUUAUGAGGAAAGAUUCAGAGAGCAAAAAUGGCCUUUCUCCUCUUCGCUCGUGGAAAUGUGGAAUGGUGUUUUAGCUUUUUCUUUAGGGUUUUGUACGUUGGUCUAGGUUUGCUCACUUUGCGGUUAUGGAUGUUUGGAAGUUUCUGAUCAAAAGUGAGCUAUAACUUCCAUCUAAACAAAACCAGAAAACAAGAGCCAAGUAGGAAUGGCAAUGGGGCAGGUCCGGGGCGGGUAUUUCGAUAUCCAUACCCGCCUCGUGGUAGGCUGAGUCGGGUCAGGUAAUUUAUCAUGGAGUGCGGGUCGGGGCAGGUCGACCCAUUGGGUAUAUAAUUUAUGCGAAAACAUUAGAAUUAUUCGUUAUUUUUAUUAAAAGACCGAGAAAGAUAUCAUAAUUUAAUAAAAUGUAGUUAAAUUAUUGGAGAAAUUGAGUUUUUCACUUAUUUACAACUUUAUUAUACAUAAAAUAUGAUGUAAUAAGAGGAAAAUCCUAAGUCAUUUGACUAAGAUUACAUGUAAUUUAGGCAAGAACGGGUCGAGAAUGGGGCGGGUCAGGGCAGGUCGGGUCGAUGAGAGGUACCCUUCCCGCCCCGCCCCGCCUACGAUCGAAAUCAGGUCAAACAGGUCGGGUAAAUCGGGUCAGGUCGAAAUUGCCAUCCUAGAGCCAAGGCUUGUUAAUUAUGCAUGUUCUAUACUAGAAUGAGUGAGUAGGGGGGAAAUUGUACAAAAAUAAUUUUACAAUUUACAUCCUUGUUGAUAUAAGAUUUUAUUUUUUUCGAAUGAUCUGAUUUACUAGAUUGAAGUUAAGAGGGGCAGUAUCCCCUCUAUAACAUAGAUAAAACUACAUGUAAAUUUUGUGCAAAUUUAGAAAAUUAGAAUACAAUCAAAAUAAUUCAAGACAACUGUCUCGUUCGGAUUUCUGACUCACGCACUCUAGAGGAUUAUUUUUUUCAAAAUAUGAUAAUGUUAAUAUUUAUUAAUAGAAAAAAUGAAAGAAAAAUGAAAAGAAUUUCCAAUUCAAUUUCGUAACGAUUCAAAGAAUUUUUGUUCGAAUGAAGUUAUCCAACACAUUUUAGUUCAUAUUAUUAUAAUUAUUUUCUUCUUUUUCAUAUAAAAUGAUUGAGAAAUUCAAAUUUGAAAUUGAAAUUAAUCAGGUGAACUUAUUAUUUAUAAAGCAGUAUCACGACGAAAUUACGCCUUAGAAUUUUUUUUCCUUCGUGGCUAAUGAGGUUUCGUUUCAAUCAAGUAAAUAAUAACCAUUGUAUAAGUUCUCGAACCUUUGCGAACAACUAGAAUUAUCCGAAUAAAUUCAUUCGUACACGACAAAUUAAAUUCCCUUAAUACAAAAAUCAAAUAGUAUAUUUAAAUACCCUUUGUGGGAUGAAUAAUAGUAUACAAUAACACGUUGUGGGUUUUAGGGAAGUGGGCGUGGGAAUUUGAUGAGAGAAUUGGGUCGCAUUUUGCCAUUUCAAGGCAACCUUAUAGCUUUGUUUGUUCUGGCCUAAGUUUUGUCGCCUUCAAUUUCAAUACAGAAAGAAACAACCAAAGAAAAGGUGACGAUGUCCCGCCCAUACAUAUAUAUAUAUAUAUAUAUACCAGCAACGUUAAAUUCCGUCAUAUAUGCGACCCUUGAAAACUAUAAAGAAGAAGAAUAUUGGGUGACAUAAUAAUGCACACAAAAAUAUAUUCCAUUCCUCAAUCCACAAGCAACCCAUAUUCCCCACACACGAGUGACACAAUUCGUGGAAUCAACGUAUCCACGUAUAUAUCUACGUUGCAUAAUAACGCUUUUUUUUUAUAACCGGGAUGUCGAUGACAAGGGGAUGUCGAUGACAAGGUUCUAAAUGAACAUAAAUGUAUAAUGAUCGUAUGUGUUAUUAUUUUGGUGUCGGUCUUGUAUGGUGUAUAUUAUUGAAAGUUUUAAAGAUGAUUCAGUAUGACCAUAAGCCAAAAAAAAAAUUCUUCCUUCUUUCUCUAAAUUAAUAUUCGAAGGAUCGAUAUAUUUCGCAUAGGUGAUUGUACGUAGCUUCGAGAGAUUAAUAACUAAUUAACAAAACUUAAUAUUCUAAUACCAUGUACAAUGUUUAGAUUGAUAUAAUUAUUUGUUUCCACAUGUGUAGUCUCGUAAGAUUCGAGACACGUAACUUCUGCACUCAAAAAAAAAAAAAAACAGAUUACAGGCAGAUUCCAAAAUUCACGCCCAUAAACUCAACCUCGAUCACCAAAAGAAAGUCGAUCCCCGCCACAAACCCUCUCUUUUUUCCGUAUUUUCUUCCGCCGCAAGCUCCAUUUUUCUUCGAAUCCAAUCACACCCUCCUAGGCAACCCUUCCGAGACUACACGCGCGCAGAAACAAAUAUCGAAAUAACGGAGCUAAUCGCGAUGUCACACUCUUCUAGAAACAAUUUAACCUCAUAGUCAAAUGUGUAUAGAUACACAAGCCGGCCAUACAAUAAAAUUAAAGAUAAGGACCAAGAAUGUUCUAUGUAUAGUAGCGCCCAAAGGAUGCCAUGCAAUAUGGUUUCUUGCUGUUUAUUUAUUAAUUAAUUUACUAAUAACGUUCAUUCAUUCUGUUGUCCAUUGAGCAAGGGAGCGCGCACGUAGUCGGACCCCGGAAAUCCAGUGUCGCGUUUCUCCCCACUUUAAUUCAAAAUCGAAACUCUCAAAAAAACGAAACUGCAUGCUGCUGCUGCAAUGCAACUGACUCCCAUGGCAAAAAAAAAAAAAAAAAAAAAAGCUGCAAGCUUAACAUAGUGACAAAACACCGCAACAGAUCUCACUGACUCAAAAAAUAGCCCAGCAGCACUCUCUUCUUUCCACUGUUGCAUUUAUUCUCCCGAUCCUCCCCACCACCUCACUUUCCUCCCUACAUACGUUUUCCCUCUCCCUUCCUCCACCUCUCUUCAUUUCUUACACCCAAAGAAGAAGAAGAAGAAGAAGAAGAAGAAGAAGAAGAAGAAGAAGAAGCAAGAAUGAAAAGAGUGCACGAAGGUAUUGGCCUGAAACUCGCGGGAUAUUCCUCCACCACUCCUUCUUCUCUAUCAUCAUCGACUACGACGUCGUCUUCAUGGGAAUUGGGCGGCGGCGGCGGGGGGAAGGUGGCGGCGGCGAUGCAGCAGCAGCAGGUGGUGGUGAGGCCUUACGUUCGGUCAAAGUCGCCGAGGCUGAGGUGGACUCCGGAUCUUCACCGGUGCUUCGUCCAUGCCGUUGACCGCCUCGGCGGAGAAGACCGGGCGACGCCGAAGAUGGUUCUGCAGAUAAUGGAUGUGAAGGGACUCACCAUCUCCCACGUCAAGAGCCAUCUCCAGAUGUACAGGAGCAUGAAGCAUGAGCAGGCAAUGCAAGGAGAAGCAGUGGGAGUAGCAGCCAAGAGAAAUGCACAGCUUGGGUUGUACAACGGGCAACGUGACAAUCAAUAUUGCUCCCCAAUGUCAACUAAUUACAUGGAUUAUGGCCCUGAUGAUCAUGAUCACCAGCUUCCCAAGAGGGAAUUGGGGAGGAGAGACGAUGACGAUCAACGCCAUCGUAAUUAUUACAUCAUCUUCAAUGACAUCUUGAAACCCACAAGCUGUGUCCAGGAGGAACAUGGUGAUAAGGCCCAUCACUAUUGUGGCCCAGAAAGCUUGCUUGGAGAGAAGGAGGAGAAGGAUGAGGAAGGCCCAAUGUUGGCCCUGUCUCUGGGCUCGUUGGCUGGGACCAAGCCCAAUUGCAAUCCUCAUCAGCCCGCCAAUUCAAGUCAUGUUUCACUGCACCUGACCCUGUAGCCUGAAACUAAAAAAGUCUUAGCUUGUAAAAUGUGUUUUGGAGGGGGAUUGUGAAAUGUGUUUCUUAGGUGCAGAAAAAAUUGAAAAUCUAAAGAGGUUGGUUUUAUUUUGUAGUUGGGCAUGAGUUAUAGCAUCUCUAUAAUAUAUUAUUUUAGGUUAUAAAAUUGAAAAAAAAAUAUGAUAAGAUAAUAGGCUAUGAGAGUUGAGAAGUCUCAAUUCCAAUAGGUUGCUUUAAUUUUUUUAUCUUUUUUAUUAUUAACCUCACUCAAACUUCUGGGUGAUCUGAGGUAAGGUAAUUGGCUACCACACUCAUUUGACACCCAGAGAGAGAAUUGAGGACUAGUAUGAUAAUCCAAGAAACGAUUUCGCUUUCAAUAGGUCGCUUUCAAUAGAAUUGAGAGAUGUUAUAAUCAUUUAUGAACCGAUUUCAACUCCAACGUUUUGUUAUGAUUUUGUUUUCAUUUAUAGACUCCUCACUUUAAAUUUUGACUUCGAAGAGAUAAUUGAGUGAUUCCAGAUAAUUCGAAACACGACUUUCAUUCUAAUAAAUUACAACCCUCUGACUCUAAAUUCUGAUUUCGUCGUCAUUCUCAAUCGGAAGGCAACUAGCUAGCCGGCCGCACUCAUUCGGCAACCAAAAGAGAUAAUUGAGGCUGCAACGAUUCCUAUUUCCCAUUAUAUAAUGUAAUGUAAUGUAAUGUGCAAAAUGAAUGAUUAUUUGAUCCCAACUAGAGCCCUAAUUAUGUAGCAAAUGUAAGAUUAUUUAGGAUCAACGAAACAACAUGCAAAUUAUUAUAAUGUUAUAAAAAUCGGUACUGGCUUCCACUCAGGGAAGUUUAACUUGAGUUGGAGCAGUUGGAAUACAAAUAUUCCCCAGCAGACCACAUGCUGUGCAAUUUGUGACUUGUGAAUCAUAUAGAGACAUUGUUAGCAAAAUAGGCAACAAAGUGAAGUGGAGUAAAUUUUACAGAUGGAU